AUGUGCCACCAAUGGAUUCGGAAUGUUUUUCAAAUUCUGUUCCACCGAUACAUUACAUUCACCGAUAAAUCAGACUAUUUCGAGCUGUACAAAACUCUGGCAACGAUCUCAGCCAUCCAUUACGACGCACAUUGCUGGAUCGAUCGAUCACUCUGGAUCGUCUAUCGAUUCCUGCCAGUUUUGGUAAAUAUAUCCUACUUCUAUAAAGCCUACCGGCUCAUCAUAAACCCAGCAGACAGCACAUCGGCAGCCGUAAUUGUAGCCUCGAUAUGGGGCUUCACUGAAGGUACGCUGCGCAUCGGUAUCAUCGAAAUCUGGUACGACAAACUGUACAAAAUUAUGACGUUUUUGAACGAUCGUUCCUACCGGCAACAAGAUGCCCUGGUACGUCAGCAACGAGCUGCCCUAUUUGUUGAAAACAAUCGCAUCCAGCUUACACUCGUCGCAACGAUGCUGAUAAUAGCGGCCUGGUUCAUGACCACACAACUAUUCGGUAGAGAUGCGUUUAUGCUGCAAAUUAAUGGCCACGUAGUGGAAAGUGCUUCAGUGCAAAUUGUUUACGGGUUGCUGUGCAACGUUUGGGGCAUGAUCUAUGUGCUUUCGUUUGCAAUUUUCUUCAUCAUUUUGAACACCUUGCAACUGGAGAUGAAGUUAUUGCUGGAUGGUAUUACGAGCGUCCAGUCAACGAUCGUGGAGCGAGCAGAGCGAAAAAUUGCCUCUUUGGCAGCAUCCGGACAUUCAACACACAUGCAGCAGCUAGUGUUCUGGGACAUUUUGCAACCAGAAUUGAACAGGCACAUCUCACGGCAUGUCGAUUUGCUAGACAAUCUCAAGGAAUUCAGCACGAUCAUUGGUCCAUUCUCGUUCGUUCAGUAUUACGGGACGCUUGCACUGAUGGCCGACUGUGCCUUUAUCCUGUCAAUAGAAGGAAUCUCGAAAAAUGGCAUGAUCUACUUUAUAUUUGUCACCGUGAUGGUGUUUCAAUCGUUCAUCAUCUGUCGCGGAAUCGAAAAGAUAAACGAUCUGAAUGAAGGCAUCGGCCACGUGCUGUACGCAGGUUUCAACUGGCCUGAAUUAUUACGAUACAAUGCACGCUUUCGCAAACAGUAUGUAACCGCACGGCAUACGCUAAUGCUCGUCAUUGGCCGUUCGCAGAAAGGAUUCCAAUGUUCAUACGGAGGGCUUGGCGGCAUUUCCAUGGAACGGUUCGCCCAGUUAAUGCAGAAAAGUUACUCUUUGUUGACAAUUCUGCUUCAAUUUGCCAAGUAAAUGU
Messenger RNA from Anopheles maculipalpis, 1273 nucleotides. RefSeq lists its product as uncharacterized. The coding region runs from base 1 to 1269 and encodes 422 amino acids. The record is from RefSeq and is a predicted model, not a curated record. The transcript is spliced from 3 exons. Gene Ontology annotation, molecular function: odorant binding; olfactory receptor activity. Lineage: Eukaryota; Metazoa; Arthropoda; Insecta; Diptera; Culicidae. Gene Ontology annotation, cellular component: plasma membrane. Gene Ontology annotation, biological process: detection of chemical stimulus involved in sensory perception of smell; sensory perception of smell.